CCUCUUCGCCUUCGUCACCGUCGCACAGGCUUCUCUUCUUGAAGCGGCCAUUCACGCCGUUUCUCUGCGUCGGAAUCAUCCAACUGAGCUCAAUCUGACGUAUCGCAACUUGGCGACGACGCGGCAUCGGCAACGCAUUGACACCAAAGUCGCUAAUUUGUCCCUUGGCGGGCGUGCCCGACACUCUUCUUCGUUACUUUUCACUCCCCCGUCGCUCUUUUCCAUGGAUUCUUCUUCGUUUCCUGGUGAAGUCCAACAGUCGCAGCAGCAGCAGCAGCUGAGGGAGUAUCAGGCGCAGUUGCAACAGCAUAGCGCACAUCAGCUUGAUGCUUUGCGUUCGCCUCUGCCAGACUCUUUCGCUCGAUCUCCAACGAAGCAUCAUCCUCCAGCUCGAUCGCUGACAGUUGGUACGGCAAAUGAACUUGACAGGAAAAAUACGCCGUCCAAUUACGAUGUUCAUCCUCACGCGCGGAGUGAAGAUUUGAACCAUGGUCGGUCGGAUAACUUGGCAUUGAGCUCGAGCCCCAGCGGGAGUCCCAUGCCCGCAUUCCAUUCACUCAGCAGGCCCUUGACACCGAAUGAUAAGGGUAGCGGUGCUUCGUCGUCAAAUCAUUCCGAAGACGGGUCGGGGAAGGCAGACGAUUCAACUCUCAAGCGUUCCAGUGUUGCAUCCUUGUCCUCGGCACCUUCAGGUGUGGGAUCAAAAGCAACUGGCAAUGCAUCUGGUGCUUCAGGUUCUGCUCCCACCAUCUGCGCGGCUUGCUCAUUGCCGUUGGAGGGUGCAUUUGUAAGGGCUCUGGGGAAUGUAUGGCAUCUUCCAUGUUUUAAGUGCAGGGACUGUGAUGCUGUGGUUGCUUCGAAGUUCUUUCCUAUUGAAGGUCCCGACGGCAAACAACAGCCACUAUGCGAGCGGGAUUAUUUCCGUAGACUGAACCUCAUUUGUGCCAAAUGUGACCAGGCAUUAAGAGGCAGUUAUAUUACGGCUUGCAACAAGAAAUACCAUGUUGAACAUUUUACGUGUUCAGUGUGCCCGACAGUCUUUGGACCUCAAGAUUCUUACUACGAGCAUGAAAAUGACGUUUACUGUCAUUUUCACUAUUCAACUCGGUUCGCAACCAAAUGUGCUGGUUGCAACAGCGCUAUUUUAAAGCAAUUCGUGGAAAUCAAUCGUAAUAACCGUGACGAAUGCUGGCAUCCGGAAUGUUAUAUGAUUAACAAGUUUUGGAAUGUCAAAAUUAGUUCGAGGAGACCGACGAGUUCCAAUACCUCCGCGAUUGAUGUGAGCGAGGAGCCUUGGAAGGAGGAAGAGGAGAAAGAAACGGCGCAAUCGCUUAAAAAUAAACAGGUGCGGAUGGAGCAGCAAGUAUAUCGCAUUUGGACCGUUCUGUCGGCGUUCGAGGAGUCGAGUGCGGCAUGCAUUUCAGACAUGUUGAGACAAGUUAGCAAUGGACAGUACUUGGAUGCUAUUCGCAUGGCAGAGAAAUUUAUAUUGCACGUCGAAGUCCUGUUUGCGACAAUUGACGAUUUGGAGACAUGUUUCUCGCGGCUAAAUUUGAAAGGUAUGUCACACGUUCGCGAGGCACGCCUUCUAUGUCGAAAGACUGUGGAUCUUUUCACACUCCUCUCGAAGCCCCAAGACAACCAAAGACGGACUGGCAUGACCCAGGAUCUGUUGGCUCUCGUGACAGGACUUGCUCACUACUUGAAGAUCCUCAUCCGGAUAGCACUAACGGGCAGCCUCAAGCUGGAGCGCGACCACUCGGUGCGAGAGGCAAUGACGAAUUUCCUCGACAAACUGCAUCUUCUUGCUGUCGAGGGUGGUAAUCCAGGUGCCCGUCGGGUUAUUCGAGGCGGCGAGAGGCAUACAGGCGAUCUCGGUGGGGCGGAUAGUACGCACGGUGUGACAUAUGGCUUCAAGAGUUUGGCUCCUGAGCUUGCGGGCGAGUCUCCCUUCAGCGAUUCCCCUGACUCUACUGUUCCACUGGUAGAGCGUCUUUCGAUCAAACCACCUUCAGAUCUUUGUGCAAAAUGUGACGUUACGGUCGAAGAGGAUUGUGCACGGCUGGGUACGUAUCAGCGCUGGCACUCACAUUGUCUACAAUGCUCGGUGUGUGGGAAGGCGUCUGCACCUCCUAUUCCGAAGGAAACGCCAAGGGACCCUGGCUCCGAUGACAAGGAAGCACCUCCGCCGAAGGUGUCUACUGUACGUCGGGCACCUGCAAACGUUGACAUUUUCGUAUAUGAGCCGCAGACGGCGAAAGAUUCUCCAUACGGGCCUGUCCCCACUGUAAUAUUUUGUUUGGACCAUCAACGCGCAGGAUCAGUUGGUGGAUUUCAGGCUGUGACGAGGCUCGAGCAGUAUGCGUUUUUAUUGAAUGUCGCCUUACGUAGAUUGUCCUACCUGCUAAAGCGGAGGGGAGUGCUAAUUCCUCCUACACCGUCUGCAACUGUUCAGCCGCAACCAAAUGACAGUCUCGAGCAACAGUCGUAUCUCGACUCAGGUAAUAUUCCUCGUAUGAAGGCGGUUCACCUCGAUCGUAAACAAUCUGCAACGGCUCGUCUACCAAGGCAUUCAACAAUCAUAGAGUCGCCAUCGGGAAAGACGGCACAGCCUACUAGUGUCGCUAAUGUUACUACACAGCGAAAUCUCGUACCACCCGCUCAGGCGCAAUCUGCGAUGCCUUCAGCUGCUCAAGCACGGUUGAUGAAACCGGCUCAACCAUCUGGCAUACAAGGGCCGCCGACUUCCCCACUUCCACAACAACAGUCUCAGCCUGGUCGGCCACGACUAGCAGCGCCAGGUGCUCUUCCUGGCGGUUUGUUUGAUGAUAGGGGUCAGGCGCUUCGUCCGGGCUUUGCUCGCAAUAACACUGGUGUUAUGAUUAUAGAUGAGUCCGCUCCGAAUUCGCCCUCCGGAGGCAUCGAAGAUCCUCCAAUUGCUCGUUCUGAUGAUGGCAUCACGCUGGCCGACAUACCGCAGCUUAUUGAAGCGGAAGAAGCACGCAAGCAACACCGAGCGCUCCCAUCGCAAAGCACUAUCCCGUUGAUUGCGGAGCUGACACCACUAGAGCUGAUGAUCGUCAAACAUGCUGCACUUCUGGCACUUAGUCGCUCUCCUUUGAAGAACGAAUUCGAGCUUGAUGAUCUUUUGGAGUACAUCGAAGUCAAGAAAGGUGGAUUCUGGAACAAGUUUUUCAAAAAGGAUAAACAGAAGAAAGGUUGGUCUCCCCAAAUCUUUAAACUCGUGUUUUCUGAUGCUAAGUCCCCUGCAGGAGUCUUUGGCGUUCCAUUAGAGAUACUAAUCGAGAAGGAAGCUGCUGAUUCUGCCCUUGGAGCGUCUCGGGCAGCAACUCUUAGGGUUCCAAGCUUUAUUGACGACGUCAUCUCUGCUAUGAGACAAAUGGACAUGUCCGUCGAAGGCAUUUUCCGCAAGAAUGGCAACAUCCGUAGAUUGAACGAGCUGACCGAAGCGAUUGAUCGCGAUCCUUCAUCUGUCGAUCUCACUCAAGACAACCCUGUCCAGCUUGCGGCGUUGCUGAAGAAGUUUUUGAAGUCCCUGCCGGAGCCUUUGAUGACUUAUAAACUUUAUCGCUUGUUCAUGGCUGCCGAAAACUUGCCAAAUGAAAUCGACCGCAUACGAUGUCUCCAUCUUGUUAUGUUGAUGCUUCCCAAAGGUAAUCGAGACACGGUGGAGGUCCUUUUCACGUUCCUUAAGUGGGUGGCCUCCUUCUCUCACGUUGAUGAGGAGACUGGGAACAGGAUGGACUUGCACAACCUUGCAACGGUCAUUAGUCCUAAUAUAUUCCGGAGUAGCCCAACUAAGGGCAAUGACACAGUUCGGGUGGAGAGCUUCGAAAGCAUCCGUGUCAUGGACAGCUUGCUCGAACACCAAGAUGAGUUUUAUCUCGUGCCAGAGGAAUUUCUACCCUUGUUACACGAUCAAGAGUACUUUGGUGGCGCGACGGAGUUACCCAGCAAGGAGUUCUUGAAGAAAUGCGAUGCGUAUCAUCGAGUGCGCGCGAACGGCCGGACGCCUCAGGGGCUCACCUCUCCUGUAUUGGGCUCGGGUUCACAGGGAAUGACACCAAGUGGAAGCGGGUCGUACUCGAAUAUGACACGAGACGCAAGCGAUCCUCGUCUCGCAACUCACCGGUCUGAUCCCUCGAUGACGCGAGGGCGGCAGCUGUACGGUGAGCCGGGAACGCCCGGCGCUGGAGGGCGGAACGGCUACUUCACUCAGGAUCUUCCGCAAGGUCCAUCCAGCUCGGGGUCUCCGUCUGAACAGCCACCACCGCCCAUACGAAAUGGGCACUCGUCUCGUCAGCAGUCUCCUCAACCGCAGCCACGGCUACCUCAUCAACCGUUCUCGCAUCCUGGGACAAACGGGCCCCUGCCGACAGCACAGAAUUUUGGCUUCGCUGCACAGGAUCUUGAACGUGGUGGAGGGCAGCAGCAGUCGCAACAGCAGUGGAUGCAAUCCAUGGCUCUGUCUGGUCCGACUCCGCAGCAGCAGAAUCAAGGGCCUUCAUUCACUCCGAGUACGUCACCUCGGUCUUAUACCCCGCGAACAAGUGGCGAACUUGUACGAAACAACUUCGCAGCUCCAAACGGUCAUGCACCAUCACGGACUUAAUUUCUACUGUUGAGGCUAAAAUUGACUUGAAUUACCUAGUCUGGUGGUACUACAAGCGCCUCCCCAUUCCUUUCCUAAAUCCUUCACUUUCUUU
Fomitiporia mediterranea MF3/22 is the source of this 4727-nucleotide messenger RNA. Its product is annotated as RhoGAP-domain-containing protein. Gene Ontology annotation, biological process: actin cytoskeleton organization; signal transduction. The transcript is spliced from 9 exons. Gene Ontology annotation, cellular component: cytoplasm. Bases 224 to 4633 code for a protein of 1469 amino acids. Lineage: Eukaryota; Fungi; Basidiomycota; Agaricomycetes; Hymenochaetales; Hymenochaetaceae. The record is from RefSeq and is a predicted model, not a curated record.